Egretta garzetta (little egret) is the source of this 3271-nucleotide messenger RNA. RefSeq names its product cytochrome P450 4B1. NCBI's taxonomy places the organism in Eukaryota, Metazoa, Chordata, Aves, Pelecaniformes, Ardeidae. The transcript is spliced from 12 exons. The coding region runs from base 1 to 1425 and encodes 474 amino acids. Gene Ontology annotation, molecular function: monooxygenase activity; oxidoreductase activity, acting on paired donors, with incorporation or reduction of molecular oxygen; heme binding. The record is from RefSeq and is a predicted model, not a curated record.
AUGCCCCCAGACAGCCUGCACAGUCCCCCGGCAGAUGCCCCGCAGCUCCUGAGCAUCGUCUCCGAGACGGGCCUCACCUGGUUUCUCAAGGAGGAAGAGGUGCUGGACAAGGUGGAGAUCUGGGCACAGAAGUACCCGUACGCUCACCCUCUCUGGUUCGGGAGUUUCUCAGCCUACCUGGUUGUCACCGACCCCACCUAUGCCAAGGUUCUGUUGGCCAGAGGAGAUCCCAAGGAUAACAUCAGCUAUAAACACCUUGCCCCAUGGAUUGGGAAAGGGCUGCUGAUCUUACAUGGGCCAAAAUGGCACCAACAUCGAAAACUCCUGACUCCGGGGUUUCAUUACGACGUCUUGAAACCGUACGUGGCCCUGAUGGCAGAGUCUACUAACGUGAUGCUGGAUAAAUGGGAACAGCUGAUCACAGACAGGAAACCGGUGGAGCUCUUCGAGCACGUCAGCUUGAUGACUCUCGAUAGCAUUAUGAAAUGUGCCUUCAGUUGUCACAGCAACUGCCAGACCAACAGGAAAAACACCUACAUCCAGGCUGUCUAUGACCUAUGCCACAUGGUGCACCAGCGCCUCCGCAUCUUCCCCUACCACAACGACAUCAUUUACUGGCUCAGCCCCCACGGGUAUCGCUUCAGGAAGGUCUGCCAGCUCGCUCACGACCACACAGACAAGGUGAUCCACGAGCGAAAGGAGUCCCUUAAAGACAAACGGGAAUUUGAAAAGAUCCAGGAGAAGAGACAUUUGGACUUCUUGGACAUUCUGCUGUGUGCCGAAGAUGAAAACGGAGCUGGACUGUCCGAUGAGGACCUGCGUGCAGAGGUGGACACGUUCAUGUUUGAGGGCCACGAUACGACGGCCAGCGGGAUCUCCUGGCUCUUUUACUGCCUGGCAUCACACCCCGAGCAUCAGGCACGGUGCCGGGAGGAGAUCCAGGGGAUCCUGGGGGACCGGGAGAUGCUUCAGUGGGAGGACCUGGGCAAGAUGAGUUACAGCACCAUGUGCAUCAAGGAGAGCCUUCGCCUUUACCCACCAGUGCCUGGCGUGUCCCGGCAGCUCAGCAAACCCAUCACCUUCCCUGAUGGACGCACCUUGCCAGAAGGCAGCAUUGCUGCGAUAAGCAUUUAUCUCAUUCACAGAAACCCCAUGGUAUGGAAAGACCCUUUGGUGUUUGACCCUUUGCGGUUUUCCCCGGAGAAUGUCUCUGGCAGACACUCUCACGCCUUUCUGCCUUUUUCUGCUGGAAUGAGGAACUGCAUCGGACAGCAGUUUGCCAUGAAUGAGAUGAAGGUGGCACUGGCCCUGACCCUGCUCCGCUUCGAGCUCUCGCCCGAUCCCACCAAGACUCCCUGCAAAAUACCUCAGAUCAUCCUUCGCUCCAAGAAUGGGAUUCACCUGUGUCUAAAGAAAAUCCGCUGAUGCUGGAAAACAUCCUGCCUUCGCCAGAGGGAGGGACCAAGCAGAUGACAGGACAAUGUUUCUCUGGGGCAAAAGAUGCAGGGCAGGAUUUGGGGAUGAGGAUUCCUGAUUUAUGUGCUGCUUCCACCAGCUGAAAGCCCUUUUUGGCCUGGGCCCAGGUAGCCUGGAUCUCGGAGCAGCCAGGCACGGCCAUGCCUCUUUGCUGGCUUUCCCCUUGGCUCACCGCGGAGCCCAGCCGAAGCUGCCGUGAGGGCUGUCCUCCCAUUGCAAGGGGCCUGGGAACAUCUGCAGGUUCCCCCAGCUUCCUCCUUACCAAAUCCUGCCUCCGCCCUCAUGUCCUGGCCGAACCCAUGACGAUUCCCAGCCCUGCUCUGUCGCCAGCACCUUCCUCAGUGCCUAGAGGUCAGCCCUCCUCUCCUGCAGCAGGGACAGCCCCUGGCAGACCUCUUCUCACACUCAGUGUGUCUCUGUUUUGUUGAAAGCACUGAUUCCAGUUUGGGCUCUGAAACUCUGCCUAAACUGCAUAAUAUUCUGUAAUUUUUAUGUUAAUAAACCAAUAAUUAUUCCUGUAACAGCAGCUGUGUUGGUUUUCAUUGCUUGCCCGCUUCAUCACAAACACAGUGUAAAACCCCUUUAGAAAUGGGAGAUGGAGAGGCAACCCAUGAGCAGUAAGAGACAACCCUGGGUCUCCAACCGCAGCCAGCACAGCAUCUCCUUCCGUGGGCAGCCCCGUAACAGGGAUCCAACGUGCAAUCUUUGUUUAAAGCUGCACAGGAGGAGUUCUGAUAGUUAGAAAGGUUGUUUUCUCUUUUUUUUUUUUUUUUUUUUUUUUUUUUUUUUAUUUUCCUAAGCUGAUAAAGUUGUGAGAGUUGUAUGCUUGAGGUACACUGGAGAACACCAGCGAGCUGUCCUCUGCCUCUGCAGGAAUCAUUACUGGGGUCGAAAGUGUCAAAUUGGGAAAUCCCAACUGCUGCUGUUGCAAUUAGCGUCACGGUGAUGUCAGCUGCAGUCCCAGCGUCGUGAGCAGGCUGCUGUGCAGUAAGACAGCGGCUGACUUCAUACUGCUCUCGUCUGCAGAGAUAAGGCAGAUAGAAAGCAGCGGGGGAAACAGGAGGACCUUUAUUUGGGAAACACUGUGCUACUCUAUCAACACCGCGAGCCCAGUCACUGGUGAGCCCCAUUAAUGGAAGGUUCUAUCAAACGAGGUUUUGUCCAGUUUUAAUUUUAACUACAUGAAGGGUGCCCAUAAUACAAAUAACCUGUGUCAUCUCUCACCCUGAGCAUAUUACCCACCCACUGCAAAUGUCACACCAAAGGUGUCCUCAGGACAGCUGAAAACUGAGAAGCUGCAACCAGGACUUUUCAGAGGUAAAGUCUCCAGGAAGAUAAAUAUUUACUGAAGAAAAAAACAGAAACUUGUUGAACCCCACGCUAUAAUCUGAAUUAUGCUGCCUCUACUCCCUUCCUUUGUAAUGGAUUCCACCAAAAGAACAAAUCUGAACUUACAAUGAGAAAGAUAUAUUUUGAAAAUACUUUUAAGCUGAUGCGUAAAGGCCGCGCUUGUCAAAUGGCAGCUCGAUCGGUGUGCAGUCUUGGAAGUUGCUCCCACUUACAUACAUAAGGAUCAGGACUCUAGAAAGUAAAAUGAAAAUAAGAUUUCUCAGUAAAUGUGCUUUUCCAUGUGCUUUUUCAUCUCUAUUUCCCGCCCUUCGACAAUGUUGGCUUUCCACCUAUGCCAGGAAAACUGAAUCCCAGUUCAAUUUAUUUCUGCUUCUGAGUUAAUCAAAUUUAUUUUGGCCUGAGCCAGCUCCUCUCAAAGAAGUGGGUAUGUCAGCACGAGGGUACA